Messenger RNA from Clupea harengus (Atlantic herring), 2598 nucleotides. It is a transcript of the gene rtkn2, whose product is annotated as rhotekin-2-like. The record is from RefSeq and is a predicted model, not a curated record. Gene Ontology annotation, biological process: hemopoiesis; positive regulation of cell population proliferation. Bases 1 to 2190 code for a protein of 729 amino acids. The transcript has 12 exons. NCBI's taxonomy places the organism in Eukaryota, Metazoa, Chordata, Actinopteri, Clupeiformes, Clupeidae.
AUGGCCUACCGCGCCAGACCUCUGGCAAACGGACACAGUCCAGCAGAGCUCCUCAUGGGCAGGAAGAUUAGAACACCUGUCCCUGUCAUCCCAUCCCAGCUUAACCCAGGCUGGACAGACAUGGACAAUUUAAAAAUAACUGAACAAACAUACAGACAGAAGCAGAAACAGAACUACGACCGUCGUCACAGAGCACACGACAUGCCACUCCUGCAACAAGGUGACCAUGUGUGGAUCAAGGACAUCCUUGAGAGGGGCACCGUGGUGUCCAAUGCAGGCACUCCAAGAUCCUACAUUGUAGAGACGCCUAGGGGCACUCUGCGAAGAAACCGAUACCAUAUCUCUCCCACCCUUAUAGCACCAGCAACACACACCAACUUACCUGAGGAUGCCGCACCCGCUGCAGUGAACACACCUGUCACACCUGCAAUCCCCUGUGACUUUGGGCAGCGGACACCAGGGCGUGUGCGUGAGGCGGCCUACAGACUGCUGCAGCUCUGCACCCAGAGAGAACAGAGACUGGAGGCCGUCAAGAACAUCAUCACCUCCAGUGCCAGAAUACACACCUACAGCACACACAGGGCCGGGACCCAGGAGAGACCAGCGUGCAGAGGAAGAGUAGCGCUUACAGGGCUGCGGAUUCCACUCAUGUGGAAAGACUCUGAUCACUUCAACAACAAAGGAAGCUCGCGGUCCGUGGCUGUUUUCAGUCUGAUGAUUUUGGGUGGUGAUGUUCUGGACUCAGAGCUGCAGGUCGUGGACCGGAACAUGACGGACAUCUGCUUCGAUGGACAGACAGUGUUUGAGGGUGUAGAGUCAGACUUUGAGUUGAGGGUGGAGCUCUACAGCUGUUCCAUGGACGAGACCCCGCCCCUCUCCGCCACACCCAGAAAACUGGCCAAUAAGCUUUGCUCGUCUCUGGGGAAGGCUGCAGGAAGGAAACUCCGCCCCCUGCUGGACUCUGGAGAGCACGACGACUUCCUACAGACACACCCCCUACCACAGGGCGUGUCCUUUUCUUUGUUGGCUUUGACCUCAUUGGGUCUGCAGCAGGCUGGGAGGAGCUUCUUGUCUCAUCCACUCAAGAUCACCCAGACCGCAGAGUCGUCGUCAUGGUUACCGCUGUAUGGGAGCGUGUGCUGUCGUCUGCUCGCCCAGCCGGACUGCAUGAGACUGCCAACACACAGUGGGCCUCUCCGCCAGCAGGUGUGUGUCGAAGGAGUGUUUCGAUCCUGCAGUCUGCACUGUGAGCUGCAGGGGGAGACGUUGAGCUGCUGGUUGAGUCCUGAAGAGGUUUUCCUCACGGUGCCCGUCACUAUGGACACGCGUGUGAGAGUGCUAAGGGAUCAGCACGGCUCUGGCUCCGCCCCCUACACCAUGACCAUCAGCACUCCUGGCUCCGCCCCCAGCACUCAUGUGUUCCAAGGCCACGCCCCCGAGCUGCAUGAUUGGGCUGCUGCUCUCUCCCAACACACACACAACCUGCGUUCCUGGAAGCACUGCUGUGAGGAGCUCAUGCAGAUUGAGGUUUUGUCUCCACGGAAACCACCCCUCUUCCACUCCAAACAGCCAGAAACUGUUUACAGCGAAAUGUGCAUUCACUCUCCGGGCAAGUUUGAGAGUGUGACUGACAUCAUCCACAACAAGAUUGAGGAGACUGGAGGCCGCUUUCUGAUUGGUCAGGGGGAACAGUCGGAGCCUCCUAAUUGGUCUGCCCUGUUUGAGGGGUCCCGCCCCCUGGUGGUGCAGAAGGUGGUGAUGUCACCGGGGAAGGAGCCCUGCCACUCCAGCUUCAGCCCGGUUGCUCAUGGCAACAAGAAACGCAAAGCCCCGCCUCCCCCUCCCGACAAACUUCCAUACACCACGCCCACUUCGACCACGACCACGCCCACUCCAACCAUGGCAUCCAGUCCAGAGAAGGAGAAUGUUUUUAAAACCACAUCAUCCAAUCUGGAAAAGGGGCGUGUCUUGAAGGCACCGCCUCGGUCGGGACGGCCCUCCCUGGACAGCAAGUUCUCCUCCGUUAUUCAACAGCUGCAGAAAAAAGCUUCCAACAAACGAAGUGCUCAGCAGACAAAUGCCCCGACCAAUAGCAACCCUCCCCUGAGCCUUCAGCAGCCACCAGUUCCCGCCCCCCGGCACAAACUGAGGAAGUCCUUCAGGCAGAUCAUGAACCCUAAACCCUUUUGAUCCGAACUCUGAUCCUGUCUCAGAUCAUGAACCCUAAACCCUUUUGAUCUUAACUCUGAUCCUGUCUCAGAUCAUGAACCCUAAACCCUUUUGAUCUUAACUCUGAUCCUGUCUCAGAUCAUGAACCCUAAACCCUUUUGAUCCUAACUCUGAUCCUGUCUCAGAUCAUGAACCCUAAACCCUUUUGAUCUUAACUCUGUGUCUCAGAUCAUGAACCCUAAACCCUUUUGAUCUUAACUCUGAUCCUGUCUCAGAUCAUGAACCCUAAACCCUUUUGAUCUUAACUCUGAUCCUGUCUCAGAUCAUGAACCCUAAACCCUUUUGAUCCUAACUCUGAUCCUGUCUCAGAUCAUGAACCCUAAACCCUUUUGAUCCGAACUCUGAUCCUGUCUCAGAUCAUGAACCCUA